Messenger RNA from Trifolium pratense (red clover), 557 nucleotides. RefSeq lists its product as uncharacterized. The transcript has 3 exons. Gene Ontology annotation, biological process: protein folding. NCBI's taxonomy places the organism in Eukaryota, Viridiplantae, Streptophyta, Magnoliopsida, Fabales, Fabaceae. Gene Ontology annotation, cellular component: prefoldin complex. The record is from RefSeq and is a predicted model, not a curated record. The coding region runs from base 102 to 326 and encodes 74 amino acids.
CUAAUCAAAUACACCCCUAAAUCUAAAAUAAAAUUACUAACGUUCUUGCGGACUCUCUUCUCUAGCCGUCUGUUUGUGUUUGAGGUAGGAGCAGAAAGGUGAUGACGUCAGUCUCUGGUUCGAUGAUUGAUUUGGAUCUGAAGAAUGAGUUGAGGGGUCAUGAAGUCGCCAUAGUCGAACUCAAAAACCUUCCUUCUCAAAGAACUGUCUAUCAGAAAAAUGGAAACCUGUUUUUUCGUACAACCGUCCAAACAGCAAUAAACACUGAGCAGAAACAAGUUGAUUCAGCCAAAGCCAAGCUAAAGAAUCUGAAUGUUUCAUCAUAGUCAUAUAUGCUAGAAGAACUCCUGUGGUUUAGUAGAAAUGUGGAAUUUUCGUUGAGAUGUGGAUCGAGGGCAAUAACGAUAUGUUAUCACUUAGAGACUUCAUCUUUUUUGGACCUAGGCAUUGUAAAUUUUAUAAUUGCAUUUACUCCAAUGAAAUUGUUUCUGGGCUGCAAAAUGAACCUGUCAUGAAUACAUUGAAAUACUUAACCUGCCUUUAUGAAUUUUUUCCUA